UUGAGUAUGAGGGCACUUCCAGAUCAUCCACGACGGUGGUCGGCCUGCUAGCAGCUGUUUCUGAUCAUCAGCAAUCCGUAAUCUGUCGCCCCCUGACACUGAGAGGACAAGGACUGAACUGAAGACUGAAGAGAUAGGAUUAUUUUACACUAGACGUAUCUGAAGAGUCAUUCUGGGGUGAAACACCAGAGGUGAGCAUCUAUAAAGACAUUCAUCUUUCCAUUCUCAAACCCAGAGACUGUGGACUGUGUUCCAGCUUUAUCUUUGAAAGGAGACGACAUACGUUUUGUCAUCCGGCUUAGUAAAGAGUCCAUUUUCACCAUCAGUCUAUGGAAUAUACAGAUGACAAGUGAACAAGAUUCAAUCUGUCUGCAAACAGCCUUGUGCCCAUAACUCGACUUCUGUUAGGAAGAUACAACAGGAGCUGCAGUUCAAUCACCUUAUUCUCCACUGAGGUGUCAACAAACCUUCAGCUCUUCAGAAUCCUUAGGACAUCAACAGUCUGACUCCAUUCCAGAUCAUUGAUCUGAAACACACACAAUAACCACAGAACCAUAUAUCAACAUAAAGCUUCGGCUGAAGUGUGAAGGCCUCUGAGGCUCGAUGACUGUCAGCCCGCCAAGAAGUUCUGGCAACUAAUCACACAUCCUAAAAGCAGAAGAGACAGGAAGUGUUCUCAGGUAAAGCGGCAGAGCGAUCAAGAACCUGUCAAGCAUCACCACUAAAUUGCCAGCUGUUUACUCAUCAGUUGAUAGAGAGACAAACACACACCUGUCGGAUCUUUAUCAGACACCUGUUGGUCCACAACCAUUAAAGGUUCUUCGGACUAGUCAUGGCUGACUGGAGUCUACUCGGGAACUUUCUAGAAGAAGUCCAGGAACAUUCCACCUCGGUGGGAAAGGUAUGGCUCACCAUUCUUUUCAUCUUCCGGAUCCUGGUCCUGGGCACGGCCGCCGAGUCCUCGUGGGGCGACGAGCAGGAAGACUUCACCUGCGACACGGAGCAGCCCGGCUGUGAGAACGUUUGUUACGAUCGAGCCUUCCCCAUCGCGCAUAUCCGCUUCUGGGUGCUCCAGAUUGUGUUCGUCUCCACGCCUUCUCUCAUCUACAUGGGACACGCGAUGCACAUUGUCCGCAGAGAGGAGAAGAGGAGGAAAGAGCAGGAAGAAGAAGGAGCGCAAGGAGACCGAGAUGGAGAGAAGUACCCAGAGGAAGACAAGAACUGUGGGAAGGAGGACGAAGGUGGAGGUGGGAAGGUGCAGUUGAAGGGAGCUUUGCUACAAACAUACGUACUCAGCAUCCUCAUCCGCUCUGUAAUGGAAGUGAUCUUCAUCAUAGUCCAGUACAUGAUCUAUGGAGUCUUCCUCAAUGCGCUCUACGUGUGUAAGGCACUUCCGUGUCCGCAUCCGGUCAACUGCUACAUCUCGAGACCUACGGAGAAGAACGUGUUUAUUGUGUUUAUGCUGGUGGUAGGAGCUGUAUCGCUGCUGCUAAGUAUCGUAGAACUGUAUCAUUUGGCGUGGAAGCAGUUUAAGGGUUGUUUGCAAGGAUACAAGGCUUCCAAACAGCGACCGAAUACACCUUCAACCGUGGCUGCAGUCUCACCAAACCAGUCCACACCCAACCGAGCCUGCACUCCACCUCCCGACUUCAACCAUUGCUUGACAUCUCCACCAUCUUCCCCUACCAUACAGACACACGCACACUCGCUUUUACACCCAACCUGCCCGCCUUUUCACGACCGGCUGGAGCACCAGCAAAACUCGGUGAACAUGGUCACUGAACGCCAUCGAGGUCAAGACUACCUGGGGGUCAACUUCUUGAGCUUCUCGCAUACACCUACAGAGACGCCCAACUCUUGCGUCUCGCCUUCGUUUCUAAGCGGUGAUUAUGUUGAGGACAAGCGAAGGUUUAGUAAGAGCAGCGGGACCAGCAGCCGCAUGAGACCGGACGACCUUGCGGUAUAGCACUGACCGGUCACAUCUGGAAGAGGGUCGUCUAGUGCGACUAGUCAGAAAUCUGCAAUAUGAUUUUGCACUUGACCUAACAUAUUUACUUUAUUGCUGUCUGAUAGACUGAGCCAGAAAAUUCACAGAUGCACAAAUGUGAGUGAGUGAUGCAUAAGGAAAACCAUUCAAUAAAUAUAUUCGUUUACAUGAAAUCAAAAUUUAGAAACUUCUCACACUCUGAAAAUCCUUUUGUCACUUUGCAUUUGGACAAAUGCAUUGGAAACAAAAUCUACACCACAGUUUCACUGUAAUAAUCUACUAUAAUAUAGUGUUGCACCAUAAUGCACUGAUGACGUUUUUUUCCCUUCUUAUUAUUGGUUUGUAUUUUAUAUUUGCUGAUCUUAGCAGUAUUUAAAUAUUCUGGACAUUUCUUACUUCGUCAAACGUAUUUCUGAAAUGGAAAAUGGACGCUGAGCUAACCAUUUGAAAUGGACGUUUUGCAUUUUGAACACUUACUGUGAAUUCGCAACCCUUUUUGAUUUUGUAAAAAAAAGGAAAACGGAGAGAGGCAAAUGCAAUGGGAAAUAUUAUUGCAAAAAUGAAAACAUCACUGUAAAUCCAGGGACUGUCAUCACAGCCGAGCUCUGAAGAAACAGUUGCAUCUAAUUUGAUCAAAAACAAAUCAGCUGACACUUAAGCGUGAUUUAAACUUAGAGAAUCUGGAGUGAAGAGCUCUUGAACUGAGCCCAACGGUGUAUACUUAGCCUGAAAAUAUGAAAGAAAAAAGGAAUGUAAACCAAUGUUGUGGUUUUACCCUUUGCGGUCAUAUGUUUGUUAAAACAGAUGUGUUUGUUCUUAAUUUUAUGAAUCAGAUUUUUUAAAUGUUAGUUAUGUUUUACAUACUCCAGUAAAGAUAAAAUAAAAAACUAAGA
Carassius gibelio (silver crucian carp) is the source of this 2880-nucleotide messenger RNA. RefSeq names its product gap junction protein, alpha 5b (gene gja5b). The transcript has 2 exons. Lineage: Eukaryota; Metazoa; Chordata; Actinopteri; Cypriniformes; Cyprinidae. Gene Ontology annotation, biological process: cell communication. Gene Ontology annotation, cellular component: connexin complex. The coding region runs from base 833 to 1966 and encodes 377 amino acids. The record is from RefSeq and is a predicted model, not a curated record.